Cladocopium goreaui is the source of this 3594-nucleotide messenger RNA. The record is from the annotation of a GenBank genome assembly. Lineage: Eukaryota; Dinophyceae; Suessiales; Symbiodiniaceae.
AUGGUUCUGACUAGUUGGAAUCGGGACAACUCCAACAAGAACCAGCUUUUCCCGCUUGAGUUGGUUCGAAGCAUGCCCUCCUUCGCUGUCGAGGUCAAUGCACGGAUAGGACUUGUAUCCUGCAAUGCUUCUGAUGCAUUGAUCGAAUGCGCGCUGAAAGCGCACAUCCUGGAGCACUUGGACGCGUAUCAGGCUUGGGAAGCCUCAAUGGCUGCAAACCAAGCCCAGGAAGUGAAGAAUGGGCUCCAUAAUCCGUUUGAUGCGGGAGCGGCAAAGCAGGUGGCACUGCGCCGAGCUCUGGGUCAUGCUCUUCCAUUGGAAGUUGCUGACAGCGCAGCUAAGGCAGAGAAGGCACCUCAGGCCUUGCAAUCCAUGGCAGAAGAAGCCAAGUCAAGGGUCGUGCUUCCAUCGUACUUGGCACCUGUCGCAGCAAAGGAGAAAGACCCAAAGGAGUCGGGCAAAAAGCGCAAGGCUGAUGCGCCAAGUGCUUCUCCCGGUGUGGAUGCAGGCACAUUUGGAAAAGCCCAUGCAUCCGCAGAGACGCAGGAGUACCGCUGGCAUCUUCUCGCAUACAGCCUAAGACCUGGUACGACUUUGGGAGCAGCUGAUCCAUCCAAAUCCUCAUCCAGCAAGGCACCUGCGCAGAAGACUGCGAAGGGAACAGAAAAUCGACCCUCAGGUUUUGGUGGGACCUGGGCUCCCCUAGGUGGGACAGUUCCACCCGGACAUACAGACUACUCCUGGUACAACGCGCAGAGUGGAACGAAAGAGGGCUUUUCAACCAUUUGGGCUGCAAAAGAUUUGCAGUGUCCACCUGGCCACACACCUUAUUCCUGGCAGAAGGCGAUGGGAGGUGCUUCAGCUCCUUCUGCACCAGCUCCUAAUAAGGUGAAGGCCAAUCAGACUGAGAAGGUUGAAACAGCCGCAAAAGCAAAGCCUGCAAAGGCUCCCGCUGCUCCCGCUGCUCCAUCCGCCCCUGCAGAUGGAAAGGAGGCUGCCCUUGCAAAGAUCGAUCUGCGUUGUGGGCGCAUCCUUGAGUGCAGCAAAGUUCCUGAUGCAGAUUCUCUAUAUUUGUUGAAGAUCAACAUCGGAGAGGAUCAGCCCCGACAGGUUGUCUCAUCGCUGGUGGGGCACUACACAGCUGACGAGCUCCAAAACAGACAGGUUGUCGUGUACUGCAACAUCAAACCUGGCAAGAUGAGAGGUCUGGAAAGUCAGGCAAUGGUCCUGGCUGCCACGAAAAAUAAAGGUGAGAAGGAUGAAAUCUGCGAACUGCUAGAUCCACCAGCCGGCUGUGCAGAGGGCACCCGACCGCUUGUGGGUGAGUUGGAAGUGGGCAGUGCAAGCGACGGCGUGAGCGUCAAGUACAUUUCAAAGGUUUGGGGGCAAGUGCAGCCAUCCCUAAACAUGAAUGAGAAAGGAGAGGAGCAAGCUGAGACUGAGCCAAUGGUGGGGUCAACUGCGACAUUCCAAGACUGGAGGGCUCAGUGGCAUGAGAAACUCCAGGCGAGACUGGAGGAGGAUAUGACGAUGUUCUCUCAAAUGCUGGACUCACUUGCAUCCAAGAAUCUGCAAGGCAGAUGCGGGUCUCUCUCAGAAGUGCAGCUUGCACACAACAAAGAUAGAGAUGCAGCCGUGUCUCCUAUCAGGCAGCAAUCGCGUCCCAAGUUCUUUGGGAAUUUUACAUCCUUGACAGGGGAUGAUAGUGAAGAGCCUUGCCACUCCCAAGCAGCAAAAACAGCUUCUGAGACCGCGGCAUCGGAGAAACCAACUCCAAGGCGAUAUGAUUUUUCAAGGAUUCACAGUGCAAUGUCGGCCCCUGCCAGGUUUGUAUACUUCAGUGGGCCAGAAAGGAAGCGGUUUGUUCUGCAAAGAAGUGAGUACUUGGAUUCAAGCAUGGACUUGAGAGGGUCGUCCUACAUCCAGCAUCAUGACUUCCAUCCUCUUCCCACAUGGACGCGCGAUGCUGAAACAAUUAUUCGAAUCAGCGGAGCUGAUGCGAAGUUGCCAAGUGGAGAUUUUGCAGACGACUUGAUGGUCAUCCAGGAGUAUACAGGCUUCCUUCGUCAUUUCAUGAUAUUUCCCAGCAGUCCAGGGAAGCUCACUUGGGAUGUGAUUGGAGCCGCGCUGAUAGUCUAUGAUCUCUUUGCUAUUUCUAUGCAAGUAUUCAGUCCGCCUGAAACCGGCUUGACAAUUUUCAUGCAAUGGUUUAUCCUCAUUUAUUGGACGCUGAACAUGCUAGUGUCUUGUAUGGUUGGGUACAUUGACAAGGGCAUUUUCGUGAUGGUCCCGCACAAAGUGGUUUUGCACUACUUGAAGACGUGGUUUUUGAUUGACAUCAUCGUUGUCGGAUCUGACUGGAUCUUUUCGCUCUCUGAAAGUGGAAAUUCUGCCGAGAGCUCUGUGAAGCUAUUGCGCAGCCUUCGUCUCUUUCGAAUGGUGAGAUUGAUCCGAAUUCUACGCCUGCGGAAGACCAUGGAAAGUGUAAGUGAUUUGGUGGACUCAGAGUACAUCAGCAUCAUCGUCAGCAUUUUCAAGAUGCUUGCUUUGCUUAUGAUUGUGAAUCACGUUAUCGCGUGCUUUUGGUUUUGGAUUGGAGAUUCUGGUGAAGGAGGCUGGAUUGAUGCGCACAACUUGAUGGAUGACAACUGGGAGUACCAGUAUGCAACCAGCCUCCACUGGGCGAUUACGCAGUUCACACCAGCGUCUAUGCACAUCCAGCCUCAGAACUUAAACGAGCGUUUGUUUGCUCUUGGAGUGGUAGUCUUUGCCCUCGUUGGUUUCUCCUAUGUAGUGGGUAGCAUCUCUGGCUCUUUGGCACAACUGCGAGGCAUGACCGAGAAUCGAGCUCGACAAUUCUGGGAGCUUAGACGUCACCUUCGAAAGAAUAGAGUCUCCAUUACCCUGUCAGCUCGCAUCCAGAAAUAUGUUGAGCAUGUUCUCGAGAGCCAAGAGGAAAAUGUACCGGCUGAAGAUAUCAAGUUGCUGACGCUGCUCUCUGAGCAGCUUCGAAGUGAGCUGGAGUGCGAGAUUUGCAUGCCACACUUUUCAGUGCACCCUCUUUUUGCUCGACUAUGUGUGGUCUCACGUGUGACCAUUCAUCGCCUCGCAAACAAUGCCAUUCAGAAGAAGCAGCUGGCACGGACUGACUCCUUGUUCAUUCCAGGGGAGACUGCAACGCAUAUGUACAUAGUGGUCUACGGAAGGUUGAUCUACAGCAGGAUUGAUUCCAAGGGGACCGAGCACAAAGAACUGGUUGACAAAGGGGAAGACUGGAUAUCUGAGCCUGUUCUUUGGACUUCCAGUUGGCUUCAUUUGGGAUUGCUGAUUUCAAUGACCGAAAGCGAAUUGAUGGUUCUGGACCCCACCCACUUUGGUCGAGUCGUGAAUCUGAAUCCGGAUGCUGCAGCUCUUGCAGCGACGUAUGUGGUGAACUUCAUCAAGUGGAUCAAUUCAGUUCAAAGAGACAGCCUUUCCGAUAUUUGGCAAGGAGAAAACGUUGGUCCUCGCGUUGCGGGAUUCAUGGAACUUGACGAACAUCAGUUCAAGAGUGCAAAAAGUCUAGCUGCCAAGCUCAUGAACUGGCAGAAGUGA